Molecule: messenger RNA, 952 nt
Organism: Gracilinanus agilis (Agile Gracile Mouse Opossum)
Lineage: Eukaryota; Metazoa; Chordata; Mammalia; Didelphimorphia; Didelphidae
Gene: UBXN8
Product: UBX domain protein 8
Exons: 8
Coding region: 19-891 (290 amino acids)
Cellular component (GO): nucleus; endoplasmic reticulum
Molecular function (GO): ubiquitin binding
Source: RefSeq, a predicted model, not a curated record
GGAGCGGCCUCAGGCGCCAUGGCGGCCCGUGCUACAUGGCUGCUGUUGACCUUCCCAACCGUGCUCCUACUUUGCCUGCAGCUACGGAGCGCGGGCCUCAAUCCAGGAUGGAAGGACAUCUUCUUGUUCUUUGGCCGGGGUUUGCUGUUUCUCGCUAUCCUGACUUUAAUUAUUUCAGUGACUAGCCCAUGGCUGACAUCUCAAGCGCCAUCCAAAGUGUGUUUGACAGUAACAGAAGAAGAGAACAAAAGAAGGCAAAAACAAGUCAGAGAAGAGCAGCAAGAGGCUCUGUGUAACCAGAGCAGUGAAUACUUAAAGAAUGUCUUGAAACCUCGUCAGGAAAAGAAACUGAGACAGAAGGAAAAAUACUUCUUUCAGAUAAUGGGUGAAACCUGGAAGUCAACUGAUGGCUACAAGCUUGGGGAGCGUGAAGAACCACCGCUUGACAAUGAAAAUGGAGCAUCUGGGGACACCCCGAACAAGGAAGCCUCCAGGAGAAGGAAGCUGCCUGGGCAUGGGGGCUGUGUUUCAGCCUCUCCUGAGCAGCCCAGGGCAAAGAAGGUCCUUCUUUUACCUGAAGAACCCCCCGAAACAGCAGCCCAAGUGGUGGCAGUUGCUCUCCGCUGUCCUGAUGGGCAGGUGCUCCGGCGCAGGUUUUACAAGUGGUGCCGCUCCCAGGUACUGUUGGACUGGAUGACGAAAGCUGGCUAUCCCAGCUCCACCUACGCCCUCUCCACUUCCUUUCCCAGAAGACCUUUGGAAGUGGCAGAAGACCAGACCCUAGAAGACAGUGGCCUCGGUACAGAUACCGUGCUGAACGUGGAAGAGAAAGAGCCCUGCUCCUCCCCGGGAAGCAGGGCUGGUGAGAGUGGCAGCAGCCGUGCAAAAUGAGCCUAGGGUGCUGCCCACCCACCCACAAUAAAGAGAUCUGGCAAAGGGGGGCCCCCUAAAA